GCCGUAUAUUUGCAGAAGCGUCUCUCUCUCUCUCUCUCUCUCUCUCUCCAUUUCUGCAUCGCGAAUCUGAGAGAGCCUCUGCGCGCGUUCCGAUUCAUCUAGAUAUUGGUUUAUGAGCACCUCCAAGGAGAAGCCCACUCUAGGUGGUACGCGGAUUAAGACCCGCAAACGGAAUAUUGCAGCACCGCUGGACACUGCAUCAUUUGCGGAUGCAGUGGUCCAAAUCUAUCUAGAUAAUGCUGGCGAUCUGGAACUUGUUGCUAAGAGCAUUGAAUCAUCAGAACUUAACUUCAGUAGAUACGGCGACACUUUCUUUGAGGUUGUAUUCACAGGAGGUCGUACUCAACCUGGAACAGUAAAACCCGAUGAGGGGGAGCGCCACCCUUAUUCUGUGAUUGAGUGUGAGCCUAAGCGCGAAGUCAUUUUGCCAUCUGUCAUCUUUGUGCAAAAGAUAUUGAGAAGAAAACCGUUUCUCAUAAAGAGCCUUGAAAAUGUUAUGCGGCGACUGUUGCAGUCGUUGGAACUUUUUGAGGAAAAGGAAAGGAAGAAGCUUGCAAUUUUUACAGCCCUUGCCUUUUCCCAGAAACUCUCUGGUCUUCCGCCAGAGACAGUGUUCCAACCUAUGCUCAAGGACAACCUUGUCGGGAAAGGGAUAGUUCUCUCAUUCAUAACAGAGUUUUUCGCAGAAUAUUUGAUCGACAACAGUCUUGAUGACUUGAUCUCAAUUUGUAAGAGAGGCAAAGUGGAGGACAAUCUCUUGGAGUUCUUCCCAUCUGCAAAGAGGACACCUGAAGCUUUCUCUGAGCAUUUCACCAAUGCUGGCCUUUUGCCCUUGGUUGAAUACCAUGAGAAGAAGAUUCUUGAGGUGAAACUCAAGGAAAUGAAAACCACAUUAACGACUCAAAUAUCCGGAGAAGUUGAUAUCUCUGAGGUCAUAGAUACUGUAAAACAGCAUGUUAAAGAUGCCAAACUUCCAGAUAUUGAUGCUGUUAGGAUCCUUUGGGAUGUAUUGAUGGAUGCCGUUCAAUGGUCUGGGAAAAAUCAACAGCAGAAUGCUAAUUUAGCUCUGCGUCAGGUCAAGACAUGGGCAAAACUGCUGAAUGCAUUUUGCACGAGUGGAAAGCUGGAACUGGAACUGAUAUAUAAGGUUCAAGUGCAAUGCUAUGAGGAUGCAAAGCUGAUGAAAUUGUUUCCCGAAAUCAUUAAGUCACUUUACGACCAGGAUGUACUGGCUGAAGACACCAUUCUUCAUUGGUUCCGCAAAGGAACUAACCCCAAGGGCAGACAAUCAUUUGUGAAAUCACUGGAACCCUUCGUGAAGUGGCUAGAGGAGGCAGAAGAAGAGUAACGACCCUCUCAGAAGGGCGGACAGCCGUGGAGUGCAUCGUACUCUCUUAUUCAAGUAUCAAUAUGUCUGCAAUGUUCCUUGGAGAAUUGUAUUUGUUUGUUUUUAUUUUCUUUGUAAACGUGGCGGCGGGUGUUCGGGACUCACGAUGCUCACUUCUUGGGGAUGUUUUUAAGAUCUAUUGACCUGAUACAUUUGCAUUGUUCCUGUUUAUCUUCUCUCACAAAAUUCAGUGUUUCGACUUGGACCUUGUUACUAAAACAAAUUGAUAAUU
Molecule: messenger RNA, 1619 nt
Organism: Cuscuta campestris
Lineage: Eukaryota; Viridiplantae; Streptophyta; Magnoliopsida; Solanales; Convolvulaceae
Source: the annotation of a GenBank genome assembly